AUGGGAUGCGACUAUCGAAACAUUUCCCGAGUUAUUGUAUGGGGGCUUUCACUUACCUUUUGUGGAUUUGUCCAGGAGGCUGGUAGAGCUGCCCGUGACUUGGAUACUCAGGGAGAAGCUAUAAUGAUUAUUCCGCAAAGCGUGAUGAAAGAAAAUGUAUCCAAUUCACCUGCGGAAAUUAAUUCCAUUUUCGAGUUGGAAGUAGCUGAACCUGAGACCAUUGAGCAUAAUGAAGUCACGGAAGAUGUUGAUGAAGAAGGGAUACGUCAAGAAAAAUCAACAGCUCCUGCAAAACGGCUGAAACGUUUUGGUAAAGAAACCAACAUUCAUGAACGGCGGGCACUUUUGCUUUAUGCACAGACCAAAUUAUGCCGGCGCAUCAUUUGGAAUAGAUUUUUUCAAAAUUCCAAGAAACCACAUAUCGACCAGGAAACAAUGUACGCUGUUGUGACAACUGGUUUAAAGCGAGGAAAGAAGAAAAAGGUUCCGGAUGAAGAAGCUGCAUACAUUCGAAAAAAACUUACGGAAUGGCGCGACACCAUCCUCUUUGGAAAGGUAUACCCAGGUAUUACUAGCCUUUCUGGGUCUUUGAUUCUUUCCGACAAAACCAUUGCCACCAUCUCAACCUGCGGUCAUCGAUUAGAAUCGGUUUGUGACUAUACAACACUUUGUGCUCACGUGCGAUGGAACCGGGGGCAUAAUGAAGAAACAGGUGGUCCAAAUGAGCUUGGACGUAUGCUUAUACAACAGUUAGAAGUCAUUUACGAAGUGCUUGAUCAGCAAAACCAGCCAAUCGAAGCUCGCAAACAUUUGCAGCGCAAGCAACAGCAGCCUACCAGCACAAAUUCAUUAAAAUGGAAAAAGCCAAAAACCGCUCACGUUUUCUCGGAUGCGUUACCUCAAGUUCCACUUAUAUGGUGUACAGUGGCAACAGAAUUUAAUAUGAAUACAAUCUAUGAAAGCGAUGAAAGUGGUAAUAUGAGCGAUAGUAGUUAG
Molecule: messenger RNA, 996 nt
Organism: Psilocybe cubensis
Lineage: Eukaryota; Fungi; Basidiomycota; Agaricomycetes; Agaricales; Agrocybaceae
Exons: 4
Coding region: 1-996 (331 amino acids)
Source: RefSeq, a predicted model, not a curated record